This is a messenger RNA of Bombyx mandarina (wild silkworm), 2340 nucleotides long. RefSeq names its product Autophagy-related 7 (gene Atg7). Gene Ontology annotation, molecular function: Atg8 activating enzyme activity; Atg12 activating enzyme activity. NCBI's taxonomy places the organism in Eukaryota, Metazoa, Arthropoda, Insecta, Lepidoptera, Bombycidae. Gene Ontology annotation, biological process: cellular response to nitrogen starvation; autophagy of mitochondrion; piecemeal microautophagy of the nucleus. The record is from RefSeq and is a predicted model, not a curated record. Gene Ontology annotation, cellular component: cytoplasm; phagophore assembly site.
GAUAAACAAUGAUAAUACAUUCACCUUAGCGAUUGGCAUAAAAUUAAUUUCAAAAAGAAACUAAAACGAUAUAAAACAUUGUAGGAGCACUGAGUAAAAAAAUAUAUCAAAAACUCAAUUUUAUUGUGUUGAAAAUAUGUUGGAAGCACAAAACCAAACAGAAAUAAUACAGUAUGUGCCGUUUUCGUCUUUCGUUCAUCCAUCAUUCUGGCAUACCCUCACUGAAAUGAAAUUAGAAGUAGACAAAUUAAAGGAAACUACCAAACAAAUAUUCGGCAGAUUUACAUACCGCUGUGAUAUUGGCUCUGUAUUUGAAGUGGAUGGUACCUCAUUCAAUAAGACACCUCAUUUAGAGCAACAAUAUCAUCAUGUGAUGGGUACAAUAAUGAACAAAAAUACUAUUGAAGACUUCAAAUCUAUAGAUAAGGCUUCAUUACUAAAUUCAAUAGGCGAAAUGAUAUGGUCCAACCUCAGGGAGAGAACUUGGAUCACAAAUCCUAGUGCUUUGUUGAAUUUCUUCAUACUCUCAUUUGCUGAUCUCAAAAAAUUUCAUUAUUACUACUGGUUUGCAUUUCCUGCACCCAGCCAACCCACCGUUCACAUGAAAGGAAGAAGCACGAAAAUCUCAGAUUACUUCAAUAACAAACAAUUAGAAACUCUAUCUCAAUGUUACAAAUCACUUGAAGAAAACCAAAAGAACUUUUUUGUUGUAAUCAAGAAAAAUGAUGAUCUCUCAGUUAAGAAAUUAUCAGAAGUUUUUGAUGUUAAUAGUGCUAACUGCAUUGACCUAGAUCUCGUCAGUACAUACUUUGUUUUUGCUGAUCCAAGUAAUGGAUGCAACCCUGGUUGGCCACUAAGAACAUUCUUAGCUGCACUGUUGGAAUAUUGUCCUGAUUUGGCAAAGUCAACUUUACAAGUUAUAGGGUUGAGGAGUUCAAUGAAUGGUGAUUUCAUAAAAAGCCUAGUUUUCUCCAUUGAAAUUCCACAGGACAUCAAGCCAGUUGAGAGUGCUGGUUGGGUAGGAUGGGAAAGAAACGAUAAAGGCAAUUUUGGACCCAGGCUCGCUAAUAUGUCUACCUCGAUGGAUCCUGUCAUAUUGGCAGAUACGUCAUCAGAUCUGAAUAUAAAGUUGAUGAAAUGGCGUCUAGUACCUGAUCUGAAUGUAGGUGUGAUGAAAGAUACGAAAUGUUUGUUAUUGGGAGCCGGCACACUUGGUUGUCAUGUGGCGAGAAAUUUAUUAGCCUGGGGUUUCCGUCAUAUAACAUUCGUUGACAACGGUAAAGUGUCAUACUCGAAUCCGACCAGACAAGUUCUGUUCAACUAUCAAGAUUGUCUCGGGGGAGGCCGAAGGAAAGCCGAAGCGGCCGCUGAUAACUUGAAGUCAAUCCUCCCGACUACUAAUAGCAAAGGUAUAGUAGCGCACAUACCGAUGCCAGGACAUCCUAUUGGGGAUUCAUUGAAAGAGGAGACCAUUGGUGAUAUUAAAAGGAUAACCGAGGCUAUCUCUGAACAUGACGUCGUGUUCCUUCUUCUGGACACGAGGGAGGCUAGAUGGCUGCCAACACUUAUUGCAGCACAACAUCGGAAGAUCGUCAUAAAUGCGGCGUUAGGUUUCGACAGUUAUCUAGUGAUGCGACACGGAAUUAGCACCUCGUCGGAUGAGGUCGCUACUCUCGAUAAACAAUACAUCGAAGGCCGGUACCUCGGUUGCUAUUUCUGUAAUGACGUCACCGCACCUGGCAAUUCACUGAGAGAUCGCACGUUAGAUCAACAGUGCACCGUGACCCGCCCCGGGGUCGCGGCGGUGGCCGGCGCUCUGUCCGUCGAGAUACUGGUGGCUUUGUUGCAACAUCCGAAAAGAGUCGAUGCCCCGGCCCUGUACAAUUUUAAUAAGACCGAACAAGAGAUUCCGUCGCAAAUCGAAGGAGUCUUGGGCGCCGUACCUCAUUCAAUAAGAGGAUUCCUGCAUUCGUACCAAACGAUCGCACCGACAUGCACGAAAUUCAAACAGUGCAUCGCGUGUUCCGACACUGUGAUAAACAAGUACAGAGAGGAAGGAUUGGAUUUCCUUCUGAACGUAUUCAACAGCGGUAGUUAUUUAGAAGAAGUAACUGGCUUAUCGGCUUUGCAUUUGAGCGCUGAAAUGAGCGAGAUAUUGACAUUAACCGAUGAAGAAGAUUAGAAUGUUUUUAAAUGAGGCUUUUAUCAUCAUGUAUUUAAUGCAUUUAUUUAUUAAGCUGUAAGUUAUAGGGUUGCGAACGUUCUUAUGUUAUAAAGCUUUAGUGCUUGUGAUAUUUUAUUGUCCUCAGUAUGUUAUUAAAAAAAAUAAAAAGACAUAGG